Molecule: messenger RNA, 216 nt
Organism: Notodromas monacha
Lineage: Eukaryota; Metazoa; Arthropoda; Ostracoda; Podocopida; Cyprididae
Source: the annotation of a GenBank genome assembly
GGCCAAGCAGUUGCCAACACUGAACUCGUCGGCAGAAUCGUGGGCAAUUUUAUGAAAGAACUGCAAGACAAGUACACUGGCACCUACGCUGACAUAGCACAAAUGCACUGCAUUGGUCUCAGUUUGGGAGCUCAAAUUUGCGGACACGUGGGGCAGUGGGUUCAGAGAACGUUUGGCAAGAAGUUGGCCCGAAUAUCAGGUACUGUUCUGUAUUAA